CCCACCCCGCUUUUGCCCGCACAGAGAAGAUAUAGAUUUUAAACCACUUGUCCGUUGUUUGUGUGUCACGUGAGACAUCUGCCUAAAUCUAAAAGAAGUGCAAAAAUAAAAUCCGCGUAACUGUAUACAUAGCAGACACGGCAUUUGACAACCCCAAAUAGUGCCAUUUUUAGACGUACACUGCUGACGUUUACAGAGGCUUCAAAUAGCUUCCGUCCCACGCUGGUAGUGAUUGGACCCCGUGAGCUAACGCACUGGUUGAACUAGUCCGGCGUUCUACACCUCGAUGGAGGAACAGCCCAGAGAUCGGGCACAAGACAGGCAACAUCACCACCACGGAGGGGACAGACACUCUAUUCAACAUACAACUUGUCUAAAACAUGAUCAGAGCCACUUCCAGCGCCAGCAUCAGGAAACGCAGACGAAGAAAACAGGUUGGGCCAUCCGGAAAAGCAUUAAAAAAGUGAACGUCCGUGAGGAGGAGUGGGAAAAGAAUCCGCGUCUCUCUGACACUGUUGGUCUGUCUCAUGGCCCCAGCAGCCACUGUAACCGACACACAAGUCAUGCAAAUGUGAAGCAGAAAUCGACGCCAAAGCCUUACGCGACUGUUUCAAAAGUGAGCAGCAAAGGAUUGGACCUUAAGAAGAAUAUGGACCUUAGAAAUGACAAGGAAAAGGUUCUGGAGUUGAAUCAUCAUGAGGGCCAACCUACGAAUAAGAACGACCCUGUGUCGCUUCAAAAUGGCGUCGUAAAUUGUGGCUUGAUUACAAAUGGCUACUACAGCAAGGACAAUGAUGGCAGUGGCUCCGAAGGUGGAUAUACUACUCCAAAAAAGCGUAAAGCCAGAUGUAACAACGCAAAGAACACUGAUAAUGUGCUAAAAGACAAGGAGAAAGACAUGCAGCAGGGAAGCAGUACUCAAGAACAUGAGGCUUUUCAUCUUGAGGGGACUGACAAGGGAGUGACUUCUAGACUCGACGGCUUUAGAGCCGGCCAUAAAGCAGAAGCUCACUCGGCAGCCAGACGGGCUGUUGUGUCAGAGGCAUCAUCGGGUGAAGCUCAGAGGAAGAACUCUGAGGGCAAAAUACUUGGCAACUUUGGUAAAAAGACUGAAGAAAGGCACAAAGCCAAGCCGUCCUCCCCUUCAAAAGAGGACUCGUGGACUUUGUUCAAGCCCCUGGCAGUAUUUCCUGUGGACAAUAGCAGUGCAAAAAUUGUUCCUAAGAUCAGUUAUGCAAGUAAAGUAAAAGAGAACCUCAACAAAGUAGCUCAAGGCGGAGGAGAGGCACUGCCUCCUCCGGUCAGACUGUCACAGGUCCCCAUGUCUGCUAUGAAAACCAUCACCUCAGCUAGCUUUACUAAUGGCCCGGUUUCUGGAAACGGUAACUGCUGCCCUUCCGUGGGUACCUUCUUUGCUCCUGCUGCUGGUAGUAUCCCACCAGCCCCCUAUUUCCCAAGUGGCGAGAAUGUAGCAUGUCCUUUGGAAAGUAACUGUAGCUCUACAACCAGUCCUGUAGAUGGAGAAGCAUACGAGCUUAGAAAAACCCUUUUAAUCUACCCUUUAAAUAUGCAACCUGUGCUCCCUAGUGCUCGUCACCUCGACCCGCCGGCUGCUCAGACAAAUCAGAAAGCCUUGGGAGACAUCUUCCAGAAUCAGUGGGGGCUUUCCUUCAUAAAUGAGCCCAAUUUGGGGCCAGAAGGAUCAGGUGGAAAGGUGCCCGCAGAGGACAAGACUGCUGUGGUCCCACCGCCGGGCAAGUGUGAGGCUGCUGCUGCUGCUGCCCUGCCCUGCUUCGAUGGCCCAUCAUUCUUUGAGCUCGGCACUUUAGCUCAAGACCCCAAGAGAAGGACUUGUGCCCCCUGCAGUGUGCCUAAGGCCUUUUCUCCUGCCCGUGGGAUGAGUGAGGAGGAGAACAAGCUGCAGCCAUGUGGCCAGGACAAGACUAAAGUGGAGGCCAAGGGUGCAGGUUUUGCUGUGUUGCCUCCCAGUAAAGACAAUGGUGCUAAGCCUGCUCCGGGCCAGCUGACCACUGUGUUGUUUGGCUCAUCUAAGCACCUGGCUCACUCUAAAGACAUUGGCAGAAGGUGUAGCUGGGCGUCCUUUGAUAUUAAAGCUGCUGUCACUUAUCACACUAAAGAAAUGGAAUUCCUUUUCAACUUGCAAAAACAAGAUCCAAAAAGAGUAGUGUUUUAUGAUGAGACCAAGGAUGGACCUGAUCAGUGAGGUAGAUGGUCUACUGUUGUUACCCUCUUCUCUUCUGUGAGCUGUGAUUCUCUUCCUUUGGAACCAUAAAUCCUGUCGGACAGAUAAAGGGACAACUGUGAAAACAUUGAUCGUUUAGCAUGACCGAAUCUCCAGUGAAAUAACAGACUUCUUUGGGGGCAUCAGACGAACACGCAGACACGCUGGAGGGACGCUAAAGGAGACUCUCUGUGCCUCUCCAACCACACAAAUACAAACUUUAGGAGCUGUGAUAUUGGCUCUUGCUUGAUGUUCGGGAGUUCAACAAAGGAAGGUGUCGUGGAAUGCACCGCCCUAAGCCUUUUCCCUGUCGAACUGCGGCGGCUGUCAGUCUGACUAUGGGAUGCCUCCGUCAUUUUCUUUCUUCACGCCGUCAAAUGGGUUCAUUGUAGAUCUGUUAACCGUUAUACCCACACAGUCGCGUGCAAGCUUGAAUUAUAGAACGAAAGGAGAGCACACUUUGCAGAGAAUGCCUUGAAGUUGUGGUUCAGUUGUUUGGAAUGAAGCUGUAAAGUGGAAGCUCACAGGUGAGGCCCCAUCCUGGAGAGGGAGAUCUUUGUCAAAAGGCCUUUUUUUUCUUUGGUAGGUUGAAAUCAGAGGCCAGACAAAAAUUGCUCGCCUUUUCUUUUAUACUCACUUUUUCUGCCCUAACAUGAGUGUCAUCUGCACUGCAGUAUGACCACAGAGCACAGGUACAGAAGUGCCCAAUUCGAAGGAAAGCCACGCCCCUUCAUUUCAAUGUUUAUUGCUAAAGAUUUUCAAAUCAUGUCUGUUAAAGGCCAAAUGUUUUUCAUCUUAAAGCUUUUCAUACAUUUCAUGCAGAUAAUUAGGAUGUAACUGUGUAUUCUUGCAUUCAGAUUCAUAUAUGUACACACACACACACACACACACACACACACACACAGUUCACCCCAAUCCAAAACGGUUUGUCUUUAGUUGAAGAAUGAAAGGAGCCAGAGGCAUUUCUACCAAUAAGGUCUUCUGCAUUUUGUGCUAAUUCCUCAGCAGCAAGACUCAGGAUGUCCUUACAGAUUAUUUAGCUUUUUUUCCUCUUUAAAAACUGUUCAAAUUCUAUUGUCAGGAACAUGUUGCGUUUUUGUAAUUGAUUUAAAAAAACAAACAAAAAAUAUCUCUUGAGUCGGCAUUUGGUCUGUUUUAUGGAAUCGUUUUUUGUUAUUUUUGUUUUUGUUGCAUGUUUACUGGUGGGAAUGAAUGAGUCCAGGUCACUGUUGAUCUCCAUUCAAAUAUAACAGUAACACAUCAUUACUUGCAAUACUAAUCUACGUUUCCCGACUGGCCAAACUGUGUUUAAAUGUGAACAUGAGUUGUACUAUUACGUUUUUAAUGUUAACAUUUGCAGACCAGUGUGCAAUAACACCAUGUGAUCCAUACAAUGUGUAAAAUGUGUUAUAUGGAGCUACAAAAUAAUCACCCAAGAUGCUGGUGGGGUUUAAAAAAAGUUGCAUGCAUUUUCCGUUUGCACAAAAUCCGUAAGUCAAUUUCGCUAAUGACCUCACGUCGAAAGAUCCAAUUAAAUCUGGGAGCCCACAUUUGCUAGCUGGCCAGCUGUGACACUUUCAUCACUGUCUCCAAAUCAGGAUUGGCUUAUUCAACAUAACGGAGGAAUAGUCCAGGAUUCGUUCCUCUAGAAGUUCUGAUUUGGUUAAUGUGUGGAUUAAUAGCACUUUAUGUAAACUAAUUGCUUUUAAUUUUUAGAUAGAUCUACAUGUACUGACAAGAAAUACUCCUUGAAAGAAUGGCUGUGGGCUGUUAGUCUUCAGAAAAAAACACAAAAAAACAAGUUGAUAAAUAAUUAUUAAAUGUAACUCAGGUAGUGUUGAUAAAGCCAUGACUAUGUUAGAUUUGUUUCUUUUUUCUUCCCCCCCCAAAUGGUCACCCUUAAUCUAAUGUUCUCAAAUUGGAAAUGUUGACUUGGAGUCUAAAACACCAAAUACUUUUGAGGAUAAUGGUCAUAGCAUGCAAGGUGCUAUUGUCAUUUUGGGCUCUAAAAAUGUUUUCCUCUUUAUUUACCACUGUUUUCUGCGUAUAAUAGACUGUAAUCGUGCAAUCCUUGGUUCAUUUUCUCAAUUUUUCCCUUGAUUUGUUCCUGCUUAACAUCAGUGGUGUUUUAUUUUUAAUCGGGUCACUACAAUCUGGGUUUAAGUUUUUAAGUACAUUUCUCUGAGCGCUGCAGCUCGCUUGCAGAGAGGGAAAGUGGGAACAGACGCCAGUCGUCUUGACCGUUAACUUCCAGGUUUUAUCUCAGUCAGCCCUUUAUUUAAAACUGUUUGUUUUUUGGCUCAUUGUGCGGCGCCAGAUGGCCGUGUGUACCAACAAAGGCUAAAAAAAGAACAGUUGUGUUGGAUCUGGUGGAUGAGGAAACGAGGGCGUUUUAAGACAUUUUGGCCUCUUAGCAUCUCCAUCUUCACGUUUAUAAAAAAAAUAAAAAAUAAAUAAAAUCUGUCACUAAGUUACACAAAACUCACAAUUCAAUUUGUUCUUGUUGCCCAUGAUCAAAACCCCAGAGUGACAUAAUCAGGUUCCCAAUGCUGCCAUAUAGAUCAGGCUGGAUGCAUCUAUAGGCUCUACGUGUAAACCAGGGUGAUCCAGAUGAGUGGUAUGUGAUGUUACUGUAGUCUUAAAACCUUUUUUUUUUUGUUGUUGAGAGGACGAUCCUCUACAGGGAAAUCCGCUAAUCUACUAGGAUCUAGUAUCCUUUUUUUUUUUUUUUUUUUUUUUUAAAGCACUUAAUUCAGAGGCUAUGUUCAAUAUGCAUUUAUAAAGAUAGAACUAUUAUUUAGCGUUGUAGCCUGCAAACCAAAAAACGGUUCUUGAAGCUGAGUAGAUGGGAAAUCAAAUGGGGGGUGGGGGGGGCUUGAGAACGUAAAGGCUGACCACAUGGAGCUCAUACCUCCACCCUCCAUCCUCAGGAUGUGCAAUCACCUCAAGGAUGCAGGCUUCCAAGUUGUGAGUGACGAGUUCGGCCUCGUUGUUUUGUGGCUGUGUGCGUAGAGUUCUUCCAAUUAUAUGCAAGUUCCUCGUAUAUUUCAAAACCCCCCCUUGUUUCAUGUACAGGUGCCUGUGUGAAAAAUAGAUAUUCUUUUACAGCAAAUUUGAUUGUUUGAAAUCUGCUUCCAUAUAUGUGCCAUUUUUUUUUUCUGGUUCUUUUUUUUUUGUAACAUUUGCAAUGGUGUGUUAAGUUUUCUUCCAUCUAAUCUGUUUCGUCUAUUAAGCAGCAUGGUUUCCGCGCAAGGCAAUGAAACAUCUGUGUGUAGUAGCUUUUAGAAUGUGUCAUGGCUUGUCUUCAGAAUUGCGUGACCUAAAGCCCAAAUCCGUGUGAAUGGGAUUGAUGAUGGCCGCUUGCUGGCGUAUACUCGGGCCAGUCCAUUGUCAAGUUAUUGUCUGAAGUAGCACAUAACUGAUUUAACAAAAUUAGUGUUUUAACAUGUUUUUUAAAGGUUUUAUUUGAGUUCUAACCUAAUUUAAUUUUAGAUGCACAAGUAGGAUGAGAUUAAAAGGAAUAAAUCAUACAGAAAAUCAA
Gasterosteus aculeatus aculeatus (three-spined stickleback) is the source of this 5783-nucleotide messenger RNA. It is a transcript of the gene nufip2, whose product is annotated as nuclear FMR1 interacting protein 2. The record is from RefSeq and is a predicted model, not a curated record. Gene Ontology annotation, cellular component: cytoplasmic stress granule; nucleoplasm. Gene Ontology annotation, molecular function: RNA binding. NCBI's taxonomy places the organism in Eukaryota, Metazoa, Chordata, Actinopteri, Perciformes, Gasterosteidae.